GCGCUCCCUCUUCUUUCCUACAUUCAAACAUGGCGAAACUCUUUGCCAUUAUACCACCUCCAUCACCCUCCUCCUCCUCCUCUUCAUCGUUAUCACCACCAUCAUCAUUGUCAUCAUCAUCAUCACCAUUAUCUCCGGUACAGUGAUGACCCGGGAGGAUGGAGAAGUUGUCGGCGAGCCUGUCGGAGAUCACUUGGAGCCCGUUGGCGCUGCCAUUGGACGCGGUGGUCAGCAAGUUCCGUCUGCCCACUCUGGUCCGCCUGGCCCACGGUGAAUGUGUGGAGGGUCUGUCGGAGGAGGAUGUGGUGCUGUUACACUCCUGUCGUCAGUGGACCACAGUGACGGCCCACAGCUUAGAGGAAGGACACUACGUCAUUGGACCCAAGAUAGACAUCCCUCUGCAAUACCAGGGAAAGUUCAAGCUGUUGGAUGAAGACCGGGACAUUAGGGAUCCAGUCCAGUAUUUCUCCAGUGUGGAGGAAGUUGCUGGAGUCUUCCCUGACCGGGUCUUUGUCAUGGAGACGAUCACUUUCAGCGUCAAGGUGGUAUCAGGGGAGUUCAGCGAGGACAGUGAGCCCUACAGCUUCACUCUGCAGGCUGGAGAUGAGCUGUCACUCAUGGGGAAGGCAGAGCUUCUGUGUGCCACGCCAUCUAAGGAAAAGACGGGACUGAGCGCGCUCUUGAGACGCUUGGGGAAGACUCCCCGAAGUAAAACUCCCUGCCUGGUCUGUAUGAACCAUCGCACCAAUCAGAGCGUCAGCCUGCCCUUUGCCUGCCGUGGACGCUUUUGCACACGCUCCCCUUUGGAGCAGGGCAUGCUGGGAGGAGAGCAUACGGUGCGCAGCAUCAUCGAGAGGGUUCGCCUCCCUGUCAACGUGUCUGUGCCGUCACGGCCACCGCGAAACCCCUACGACCGCCAUGCGGUACGAGAGGGCCACCGCUACAAACUGCUCAACAUCGUCAGCAAGACAGUGGUGCUCUGCAUGGUACUUCGCAGACAGGAAGUCUCCCCCUCCCACUUCCUGCUGCUGCGUUGCAUGCCCCGCUUCAACGUGGCUGAGGCCUCCGUCCACACGGCAGCACUGGAGAGCCUGCUACUGCGACAUGCGUUCGACCCGGAUGCCUACUCUCGUGCUGUUCGGGAGACCCGGCCAGAGCUGGAGUGUAUGACGGAGGAGUGUGUGAGCCCGCGGCGUUCUCGUGUGUGUGUGUCGGGUCAGGACUCUUUGGCGCCGGCGCUGCAGAGGCUGUCGAUGUGCGGGUAUGGGGGCGGGGUUUCGGACAGCCUAUCACAGCGCUGCAGGGACUCUCUCGGAGACCGAAUGGGGGAGGGGCCAGGUGAGGAGAGGGAGUAUAUGACUCCUGAGUGGACUGAGGCUGAAAUGAGGACCAGUGAGGAGAUCCCUUAUGAGGAACUUUGGACCAAUCAGAACGCAGAGGGCUUAGGAAAGGAGCCAAACCUCAUCUCCUUUCAUUCGUCCUCCUCAUUGGACGGUUCUCUUGGUACCGUGGUGACAAGAGUGUCUACCCCGCCACCUGUACCUCCAAAAUCUGAUGCUGUGAGAGAGGAGUGUCGCUACUUGAUCGCCCCUCCGGUCCCCCCUCGGUGUUCUAAAGGAGGCUCCAUCUCCAGCCCAGCCCCCAGCCCUCCUGUCCCUCCUCGCUUCCCCAAAACCUCCACCUCCCCCAGACCCAACCUCUCCUUCUACUCUUCCGGACUGCAGGACAGCUGCUCGCCCUCACCAGAUGCUUCUCUCUACUGUUACCCGUGCUCCUGGGCUGACUGCCCCGCCCCGAACCCUGCCAGCCCUGAGCCGGUCUCUGCCCUCCCUGCAGACAACGCAGCCAAUCCUCAGCCAGCGCAGGCCACCUGGGCAGAGCCAUGGGUGGAUUCCUUCACCUCUGGGCCUCGACUGAGGCCGCCACCCCCGCAGAGUCGCUUCGCUCCUUUCGGGGCUUUGAACCCUUUCAACCGCCAAUCGCCUUGCCCCUCACCUGAGCCCACUGCCAAUCCCACGACAGAUUCCUCCAGAGGUGCAGAGGGGGGCGGGACAUCCACAGGAGUGACUGAAGGGUUGGCCCCUCCCACUGACCCCACCUGGCGGCCUCCUGCUGAUCUGUCUGCGCUGUCAUUGGAGGAAGUGUCGGCCUGUCUGCGGUUCAUCGGCCUAUCAGAAGCAGCGGUGUCCGUGUUCCAGAGGGAGCGAAUUGACGGCAGCCUCCUGGUGCAGCUGACUGAGGACAUCCUGUCACAUGACUUCCACCUGAGCCGACUCCAUGUCACCAAGAUCACACAGUUCAUACAGGGAUGGAGGCCCAAGAUCUAACAAACACACACACACACACAUACAGCACACACACACACACUGUCCUGAUAAUGUGCCUGUUGGCUACUGAGCCAUACUGAAUGUGCCUUCCACUGUGACCAAUUGGCUGCUGAGCCCCAAUGACUGAAGCUGAGACUUUGCUGUGGGAAACCACGCCUCCCUGUGGCCAAACUAUGGAACUGACACUUAACUGGUUCCCAUGCCAGGAGUCUCUGACAGACUGACUGAAUAUUUCCUGUCUGAAUCACAGACUGGGACUAGUUUACUAACAAAUGGCUACAAGGUGACCUGUUUUAAUGUGUCACUGGGGGUGAGUCAACCACAACACUUCUCAUGCUACAAGACAACAGAAAGAUUUCCAGCACUACUACACUACUACACAGCCUCCAUGCUGUGGUCCUUUGAUUGCUAAAAAAUCCAGUUUAAAAUAUGAAAUGAGUACAAAACUUGCCUUCAUUUGACGUAAAAAUAUUUUUACAAUAUAAAAAUUUCAACUCAACAACUUUAGACAGACAUGGUUCAACUCUUUAAGGAGAGUUUUUGCAAUAUAAGAGGGACAUAAAGGAAUUCACAGCCUUCAUUGGUUGCCAGUACAGUAGGAGAUGUAACAACAUAAAUGUAUCACUGAACCUGUCCUCUACACAAGUCUCUUGCACAGUCUUCUUCAUUUGUCCUGUUGAGCUUUUGUGGCCUGUAAUUGGUAUAAACAACAAAUUGAUAACAAGAAAAAAGAAAAAAAAGAAAAGAACAAUGCAGAAAGUCAGAAACCUUAGCAUACAAUGAAGUAAUGCCUGAGUUAAUGAUUCACUGAACCAUCACUGCAUUUACAGCUUUUUGUGUUUUGGGACAGUGACACAUUUUUAUUAACAUCCCCUUUAAUUGUAACACAAGAUGUCAUUCAGUCUGUAGUCAGACACACAGAUGUGCUGCCUCAAAAAUAGAGUUCUUAAAAUGUACCUCAGAUCACUUGUUUGAGAUGCUUGAUUUAGUCAUGCGUAAUAAUAAAUGAAAUUAUGCUUAAUUGUAUGUUGACACAGAAAUCCAUUUUUUCAUGUCAUCACCGAGCACCACGAGACAGGAGUACUGGGUCCAGUUAAAAAAAAACAGCAAAAUUUGUCAAAAAUAUUAUGAGAGGUCCAUAGUGCCCAAUCUAAACUGUUGGAGGGUUGUUAAUGUUGCAUGUGAUAUUAAACAACUGUUGUGAUUGUCCAGUCAUUAAAUAACAAAAAGGAACUUCCAAAGUGAGUUAUAUAAUUCUCUAAAUUUGUGGCGGUAUAACUGAUGUGUUAACCAUUCUUAUCUGUUCCAUUAUUCUUGUUUGCAUUUUUCUAGAACUGAAACUAUUAGUUGACAGUUGAUCGACAGAAAAUUAAUUGGCAACAAUUUUGAUAAUCAAUUCAUAUGUAAAUUUUAAGCAAAAAUGCCAGA
Thunnus maccoyii (southern bluefin tuna) is the source of this 3755-nucleotide messenger RNA. It is a transcript of the gene garem2, whose product is annotated as GRB2 associated, regulator of MAPK1-like. The coding region runs from base 159 to 2327 and encodes 722 amino acids. The transcript has 7 exons. Lineage: Eukaryota; Metazoa; Chordata; Actinopteri; Scombriformes; Scombridae. The record is from RefSeq and is a predicted model, not a curated record.